GAGUGGUGGGGCAUGAACGUGCGGCGCCCACCGGAAGCACCGGACGACCUGCGGCGCCGGCCCGGGAGGGCGUUCUCGUCGAAGUAUGCCCUGGAGCUGCCACCGCCCGUCAGCGGCAGCUUCGCGACGCUCCCCCGGCGCCGCGCAGCGGUGGCGAAGAAGCAGGCGGAGCUCCGGCGCCAGGCGCUGGUCGAAGUUGCACUGGAGCGCCAGAUCUGGCUCGAGAACGCGGAGAAGGACCGCAUUGCGCGGACCAUCGUCCGCAUCGCGCGGCGCCUGGACGGGGAGCGCCGGGCUGUGAUUGCUCGGGAGGACGCGGCCUUCCGCGCCGGCGCGCGCGAGGCCGCCGUGGCGAUCGAAACGUGCUGGCGCCGGCACGCGCGGUCGAGCGCCUGGCCGCGCGUCAAGGCCGCUUAUUUUAGGGUCCUGGACGCGUGGGCGCAGCUGUACCGCGCCGCGCGCGAGGACGCGGCGCUGCGAGCGCGGCGACGGGCGGCGCGGGCACAGGUCGCGACGCCGCUCCAGACCCUGUGGCGCGCGCGCCUCGCGCGCCGCGAGCUGGCGCGGCGGCGACGCGCGCGCGACCUCAUGACGAGAUUCAUCACUGAAGGAGUCAUACCGCUCCAGACCAAGUGCCGCAUGCUCCUCGCGCGCCGCGAGCUUUUACGGCGGCGGCGCGAGCUCGAGCGGCGGCGCCGCGCGGAGCGCGCGCGGCAGCAGGCCUACGUCAUCGCGACGCGCGCGGUGCGGCGGUGGCUGCGGUGGCGGUUCCUCCAGAAGGUCCGGCGGUGCGUGCAUCUCCACCUCGCGCGGCACCGGCUGCUGCAGCGAUCCAUGCAAACCGUCGCGAGCGCGGUCGCGCGACCGCCGGUCCGCGAGGCGGUCGCGCUCGUCGCGGUCGCAACUGCGUGCGCGGGCGCUUCCAUGAGCGAGGCGGUCGCGGUCGCCGCGGAGCGGGAGCGCGUCGCCGAAGAGCAGCGCCGCUGGGAGGAGGAACUGCGACGCCAGAUCGCCGCGGCCAUCGAAGCGGCCAAGGCCCGCGUCGCGACGCCGCUCCAGACCCGGUUCCGCGCGCGGCGCGCGCGGCGGCGCUACGUCGCGAUCUGUGUGGAAAUCAAAAUUUUACGGCGCGUAGGCGUCGCGUCGAUGGCGUGGUGAUGCCGGUUCCUCACACAGGUCGCGAUGCGGGCCGCCGCGGUGCGCAUCGCGGGCUGGCGGCGGCGGCUGGCCUGGGCGCGGUUGUGCGCGGCCGAGGCACGGCGGCGCGAGGAGGAACGGCAACGGCGCGCGCUGCAGGUGAUCUGGAAGGUCGUCGUCCCGUGGCUGGCGCGGCGGGCGCUGCGAUUUAAGAAGCGGCGCCUCGCGGUGCUGCGAGGGAUGAUCCGGGUCAAGGGCUACGCGCGGCGGCAGGCGACGCGCCAGGAUCACUGGUGGGACCUGGCCGGCGAGCGCGCGCUCGACGUCGCCGGGGAGAGCUACCGGGCGGCGAAGGAGGCCGCUCGCCUCGCGACGGCCAUGGCGCAGCACGCCGUCACGGUCUGUGUGGAAAUCAAAAUUUUACGGCGCGUUCGUGCUGAAUCGCCGCGUCGUCCUCCACGCCAUCGAUGCGACGCCUGCUCGAUGGCGUGGCGACGCCGGUUCCUCACUGCACGACGGAGCCACCAAAGGUAGCGUCAUCGCCGAGAAAUGACGUAGUGAAGAAUUAUCGGGUGCACCCAACGCACUGGUUGAUUUCCACACAGGUCACGGUGUGGAAACAGACCCAGGAGCUCGACCGCCGCCUGAACAUGCUCAUGAUCGCGCGCGCGCAGCGCCUCGCCGCGCGGGCGGCGAAGCGGGUGCGCGAGAUCGACCUCAGCGGCGUCCCCAAGUUCUGCCGGACCCUGCCGCGCCGGUUCGCGCUGAAGCGCUUCGAGGACGAGCGGUUGCAGAUCCUACAGCGGAGCACGCAACGGGUCGCGUUCCUGAGGCAGCUCGCGGCCCGCGCGCCGAAGCCGGCCGAGGCCGCGCCCGCGCCCGUUUUCAAGCCGCGGUGGAAGAAGCCGCGGACACGGCCGCCACCGCCGGAGCCGGAACCGGCCGCGCCGCCCGCGCGACGAGCGACGCGGCUGCUCAGCGCCGUGCGGUGGGGGCGCAUCCAGGCGGUGCACGCGGGGACGGCGCCGACGAGGCCUCCGCCGCCGCCGCCUUGCUGAAACGCCGAGUAAUUUGAGAUUGUUAGUGAACCUUGAC
Molecule: messenger RNA, 2232 nt
Organism: Pelagomonas calceolata
Lineage: Eukaryota; Pelagophyceae; Pelagomonadales; Pelagomonadaceae
Source: the annotation of a GenBank genome assembly